Molecule: messenger RNA, 1390 nt
Organism: Nestor notabilis (Kea)
Lineage: Eukaryota; Metazoa; Chordata; Aves; Psittaciformes; Psittacidae
Gene: EHD4
Product: EH-domain containing 4
Exons: 5
Biological process (GO): endocytosis; endosomal transport
Cellular component (GO): cytoplasm; plasma membrane
Molecular function (GO): calcium ion binding; protein binding; GTP binding
Source: RefSeq, a predicted model, not a curated record
AUACCUGCUCGAACAAGACUUUCCAGGCAUGCGGAUUGGUCCAGAGCCUACUACAGAUUCUUUUAUUGCUGUGAUGUAUGGAGAUUCAGAAGGAAAUGUUCCUGGAAAUGCCCUAGUUGUUGAUCCUAAGAAGCCAUUCCGCAAACUCAGCCGCUUUGGAAAUGCUUUCCUGAACAGGUUCAUGUGUUCUCAGUUACCUAACCAGGUACUGAAGAGCAUCAGUAUCAUCGACAGUCCUGGCAUUCUUUCUGGAGAGAAGCAGCGCAUCAGCAGAGGCUACGACUUCUGCCAAGUCCUCCAGUGGUUUGCCGAGAGGGUCGAUCGCAUCAUUCUCCUUUUUGAUGCCCAUAAGCUGGACAUAUCCGAUGAGUUUUCAGAGGCUAUUAAGUCAUUCAGGGGCCAGGAUGACAAGAUUCGAGUGGUGCUUAAUAAGGCUGACCAAGUGGACACACAGCAGCUGAUGAGGGUCUAUGGUGCACUCAUGUGGUCCUUGGGCAAGGUGAUCAACACUCCAGAGGUGCUGCGAGUCUACAUUGGCUCCUUCUGGUCCAAUCCUCUCCGAAACACAGAGAAUCGAAGACUCUUUGAAGCUGAGGCACAGGAUCUCUUCAAGGAUAUCCAGGGUCUCCCGCAGAAGGCUGCUGUGCGCAAACUCAAUGAUCUCAUUAAGAGGGCAAGACUUGCAAAGGUUCAUGCUUAUAUCAUCAGCUAUCUGAAAAAAGAAAUGCCCUCUGUAUUCGGAAAAGAGAACAAGAAGAAGGAACUGAUCAGCAGAUUACCAGAGAUCUACACCCAGCUGCAAAGGGAAUACCAUAUCUCAGCAGGAGACUUCCCUGAAGUGAAGAAAAUGCAGGAGUUGCUGGAGAAUUAUGACUUCACUAAGUUUCAUUCUUUGAAGCCAAAGCUAAUUGAAGCUGUGGAUAACAUGCUAGCCAACAAAAUUGCCUCCCUGAUGAACCUGAUCAGACAAGAAGAGAGCAAUAUGCCCACAGAGAUUGUACAUGGUGGAGCAUUCGAUGGCACCAUGGCAGGACCUUUUGGCCACGGAUAUGGAGAAGGUGCUAAGGAAGGAGCUGAUGAAGAGGAAUGGGUUGUUGCCAAAGAUAAACCUGCUUAUGAUGAGAUUUUCUACACUCUGUCACCAAUCAAUGGCAAAAUAUCGGGGAUUAGUGCGAAGAAGGAGAUGGUGACUUCAAAACUACCCAACAGUGUCUUGGGGAAGAUCUGGAAACUUGCAGACUGUGAUGGUGAUGGCAUGUUGGAUGAUGAGGAGUUUGCAUUAGCAAAACAUCUCAUCAAGAUUAAACUGGAUGGAUAUGAACUGCCCGGCACGCUACCUUCCCACCUGGUGCCACCAUCUCACAGGAAGCCUUUCCAGACAGCAGAGUGA